Messenger RNA from Ixodes scapularis (black-legged tick), 5541 nucleotides. RefSeq lists its product as uncharacterized. The transcript has 4 exons. NCBI's taxonomy places the organism in Eukaryota, Metazoa, Arthropoda, Arachnida, Ixodida, Ixodidae. The coding region runs from base 484 to 2064 and encodes 526 amino acids. The record is from RefSeq and is a predicted model, not a curated record.
CACCGCUGUAAGCAGAGAAAUAAAGUAGUCAUCACGAAGCGAAGGCCGACAUGCCUUCGCUUCGUGAUGCGCUCGCCCUGUGAAAUGUGAGCGUGGGAUAUCGAGUACUGCUUGCGUGCUCAACAUUCGGGACGGUGCUUUGUCGUUGCGAUCUUUUUGCCCUUCGGACGCUUGCGAAGCUGUACCAGCGGUCGGCGUGCCUCGGCAGCGCUCGUCAACAACCGUCCGCGCGGCGUCACUUUUCUCGCGUUCGCUGACCGUCCGCGAGCGCCGGUGAUUCAUCGUCGCGGCUGGUAUGCGUAUGUAGUACAUCGCAUAGCUUCACAAUCGCUCUUAACAGCGGUUGUGAGUUGAGCGGGCCCUUAGCAAGCGAGUUAUGUCAGCAACUGCAACUUUGAAACUGAUGGUCACUUCACUUAUUUAUUUCACUAUUCGAGAUGUCAGCUGAAUGUAGUAUCUUCUUAGGUCACCCUCAGAAGCCACAUGACGGGCGGUACAACCUGCUGUGUACCGGGCUGUGCCCACACCACUCUCACUGCCAAGCAUGUGUCCUGGAAUCGCUUUCCGAAGAACAGCCAUCUACGCAACAUUUGGGUACAGCGAAUCAACAGGAAAGGUACCACUGGACGGUUCUCUCUGUGGACGCCAACCUCUGACAGCAGAAUAUGCGGCGCUCAUUUUAACGAAACUGGGAGAAAGAAGUACGAGGACAAAGCUCCCCGGUUUUUUCCAACCAGGACAUUUCCGAAGUAUGUUGCGGCCUGCCCAAAGGUCCCAAACAUGAUCUGCGCAAGGAAGCGCCAUGCGCUGCAGCCGCUGCCGGCCUACUUUCUGUCGGACCUUGACCUGGCACAGACCGUGACCCUGCCUGCUAGCCAGGAGCCAGCACAACCCGGCAGCCCCUUGGCCUCCGCUGGUGCCCCUGACACUGAUGAUGUAAUAGCUAGCGACCACCAGUACAGCAUCACAGGAUGUAUCGAUCAAGCCCUGCGUGAUCGCAUCAGGCAGCUAGAGGAGCUCGCUUCUGCAAACGAGAAACUGCGCAAGGACAACGACCGUCUACAGAAAGAAAAUGAAGCUCUGCGGAAGAAAGUAGCCCAUCUUGAGGAGAUGUAUGACAAAGCAGAGGAGGUCAUCGAUGCUACAAUCCCCUUUCAGAACUUCACGCUCACAGCCGUGCAACAGGACCCAAAGAAACUGGCCUUCUACACGGGAUUCGACUCCCUGGAGAGAUUUCUCGCCUUUUACAAGUUUGUUCAGGCAGGUUAUGAAGCUCACAAGGAAAGUCAAGGUCCGCAGAGAAGGUCACCUUAUCUAUCCAUGGAUGAUCAGCUGCUGCUCGUGUUGUCCCGCCUGAGGGUGGGACUUUUGGAGCAGGACCUUGCAUACCGGUUUCGUAUCCACAUCAGCACAGUCAGCCGGGUGUGGACAUUCUGGAUUGGUUACCUAGCGGACUACCUUGCUCAACUCAACUACUGGCCGUCGCGACAGGUUGUGAACAAGCACAUGCCGGAGUGCUUCAUCGAGGCGUAUCCAUCGACGAGAGUCAUUCUGGAUUGCACGGAAAUCUUCAUCGAGACACCUAGCGACUUCAGGGUGCAGAGUGAUACCUACUCAAGCUACAAGUGCCACAACACUGCCAAGGGACUGCUGGGCAUCACCCCCAAUGGGUUCGUGUCGUUCGUGAGCGACCUUGCCCCUGGCCGCGUCUCUGACAAAGCCCUGACCGCAUGUUCCGGGCUAUGCAACCUUCUUGAGCCCGGAGACUCUGUCAUGGCGGACAGAGGCUUUUUGAUCACUGAAGAGGUCGAAGCUGCAGGGGCUAACCUGAACAUUCCACCUUUCCUUGGGGGAAGGCUACAGCUCUCCCUGGAGGACGAAGCGAAAACUAGGGCGAUUGCGAAGGUCCGGAUCCACGUGGAACGAGUGAUUGGACAAAUGAAGUGUUUUCGAAUCUUGAGGGGUACUUUCCCAAACAGUAUGAGCAAGAGCCUGGACUCUAUCUGGAAGGUCUGUGCUUUGCUGUGCAAUUUCACGAGAGAGCCACUGCUCAGUCGAAGCUAGAGCUGCAGUCUUGUGGCUUCGUAGAUGGUCGUGGAGAAAAAAGAGGCCAUAUCUCUCUAUCUAGCUCACUUCAGCUCCGGCAACUUUUUGUGCCCACACGCCCUCAUGACCCAUGACGACCAUUAGCACCGACUACGGCCCUCGGGACUUUCCUCUACCCAACGAAAUGGACUCACAACCCACCGAGGCCACGCUGGCUUCUCCCGCUGUCUGAAGCUUACCGCUCAAUGCACCACCCACAGCCGGUGCAACCACUCCUGCCGUCACGUCGCUUCUUGAUGCACCACUUGUUGCCGCGUGAAUUCAACCUGCGGUCUUUACUCAGAAUCCAUUCUCCAUCCUCGGCGACGAUGAUCCCGAAAGCAAGUUGUCGCCCCUCAACAACAGUUGCCACAUCCGCACUGCCGCCAAUGAAACGAAGCGUGCUCGUGGCAUUUUUUUCUUCGGCGCCGCUGCGACUAAGCUUACCACCUCACCCCGGUGCAUCCAACGUGACUCGAACCCUGACUCGUUCCCCCUGGAGGACGGAUGGCAUCCUGUCUCUCGCCGACGUAAGGCGGCCCCGCCCGCGGCGCCUCCAGCAGCAUCGUUCUGCAGUGAGUUCUCCCACACUGUCAUUCUACGGCCGGCCAAACCAUGCCGCAUCAUGGACGGGGUCUUUCUUGCCAUUGACUCUGCAGUUGCUGCACAGAUAGACCUCAGGUCUCCUACACCAUUGCAGCCCCCUACCAAGUGAGGUACCUCGACUGCAGUAAUCAACUUGCAGUUGAUGCUGCUUUGUCUCAAGUGUGCGAUGCAUUCCUCAAUGUAACAUACAUCCCGAUCGGCACUCUGCAGGUCUCCGUGCAAGGCUACGAGGCCAUUCGCCGUGGCCAGGUUCGCGGAUUCAUAAAAAAAGUCUGGCGACCUGGAUUCUGCGUCCUAAAAAACCUUCAUUGCCGGAAAUCUGCUAUCCUCCAGGCCGGUCCUCUCACAAACUCUGGGUCGGCACUCAUUACAUUCGACGGCACCAGCCUCGCGUUGCCCAGUGCCCCAACAGCACCCAAGCCAACGGCACAACACAGCGUCGUCAGUUGCCUUCAUCAACAUCCAAAGAGAAGCCGGCGUCACCACCAGUGACGCCUGAAACUAGCUCCUGCUCAGCAAGCUGUGCUGUUAUCUGCGCCCAAAGCCCUCAUCGCAGCACCGAGGUCUGCGAAGCAGAAGACUGACUCCCGCCCGGUGCUCGCCACAAAACUCCUAACGCCGGCACACAACAUCACCGCCGACCUCACACAAGUCCCAACAUCAGAACCGCCUCGGACCACCUUCGCAGAAUCAGCGAGAGCUGUCAACAGCACUAGUGAGACGCCUGCCCUACUUCCGUCAGGGUCAGACUUUACUGGCUUGCAACAACAAAUCACCCUUUUCACAAAACAAAUGCUGGCAGCCACGCAGCGAAUUCCGACGAUGCAAAACUCGCUGUUUACUCUCGUGGAUACCUGCACCCGUGCAGUAAUCGGGCGCCUCGCGAUGCAGGGCAUCAUUCCGUUCGGCGGCCCCCCACUAUCACCACGCAAACAUGGUUAGCGCCCCCAGGAUUGUUCAGUGGAACUGUUGCUCGCUUAAACAGAAGAAGGCAGACUUCAUCGAAAAAUUUUAUCUUCACUCGUCAUCCGACAUGGCCGCUGCGUUUGCUCUACAAGAAAUCAACGGCCCCCUCCCUUCUUUGCCACAGUACGAUGGACUUGCUCCGAACAUUGAGACUAGUGCCCCCUUGCCUUGGAUUCGUUCCGCCCUGUACGUUCAUCGAUCAGUGUGCUUCACUCUUCUCGACACCUCACAGAGGUGCUCUGCAAUGACCAGCGUUACGGGUUGCCGCCAAUUCCUCAACGGCCCGUUUUUCUCUUCUCUGUCUAUGUGGCUCCAGACACAUCGCUAAACCGCUGGACAAGGCAGCCGCUAAACAUCCCUUUUUUUAAGCACUUCGCCCGUCUUUAUCCAAAAGACGACGUUCCCGUUUGCGGUGAUCUUAAUGCCAAACACACGCAUGGGGCUACGACAUUGACCUUCCCCACGGCACGCGGCUUCUUGCAGACCUCACAGGGCUGAAACUUUCGUUCCUCAACAUCCCAGACACCCCCACACGUAUCAAACAAUCCUCCCAACAGCAGGACACCUGCCCCGACUUUACCUGUGCUCGUUACCCUCGACGCUGGAGAUGGCAUGUCGCCGGCGACCGCCUCGGCGGUGAUCACCUCCCCAUUAUUUUACGCUACGACUUCCUAUCCGCAACCCUAUCUCACUGUCGCGCCUGCUGCGACACAUUCUUCACUAAGUGGGACAACUUCCGAGCAGCUCUUUCUUCUGUCAUGGAACUUGCUGGCUUUUCCGACAUUAUACAAGCUAUCCAGUCCGCCCACAAGUCUGCCACAAAGCGGCUAACCGUACCGGACGAUGCCGCUUUGACGAGCAUUUACUUACUGGACCGCCGCAUUCACCUGUUGGCCUGUUACCGCCGUUCUCGCAGACCACGACGACUCCUCAAACCUUCACAUAAACUCCAAAAGACUAUCUCGUGCUACACUUCGGAACUCGCUUCCAACUGCUGGACUUCCCUGUGCAGAUCCAUCUCCGGCAAUAGCCAUCUUUCGAAAGUUUGAAGGCUCCUCCGUUCUCUCCUCGGGGACCACAAACCUAGGCAAUUUGCUGCCACUGUUGCCCUUCGCAAAGGUGUCUCUCCCGAGGAGCUAGCUGAACGGGCCUCGGACGUCUUUUUUCCGCAACCAGCGCAACAUGACUCUGGAUGCUACACUUGUGUUCACCCUGUCACCAAGCUCUUGGGAUGGAUUGCCCGUUCACCCUCCACUCGCAGUGCACCUGGCCCCCAACAACGUCACAGUCGGGCAACUUCAGAACCUCCCUACGGCACUCAAGGAAACCAUACUCGCCGAGAUCAACCAGGUGACUCCAGACUACUGAAGCCCCAGGAGUCCCUGAUCGCUGCCACUUGUCUCAUUCGCCCUGGAAGCUCCCGAGAAGAUUAAAAGCUUUUCCUCUUUUUAUGCCCAAACAGCAGGGCAGAUAUGGUGGCCACUUCUUUGGUCGUUAAAUAAAUGUUUCAAAGCAAAGGUAGAUGGUCAUGAUGAAAGAAAUCAAGGACGUUAGGAUUCCUGUCAGAAGUACUCAACGCAAUAAAAUGUUGUCCAAACUUGCCAGGUUUUAAUUUUAGAUUGGUUGCACACUACACGACAGAGUAGCGAGCAUUUGAUUAUUCUUAAUUUUUAACUAGGACUGAUUAAAUUAAUUUCAAUACUUUUGGAUGUUUUAUUUUAAUACACACAUAUCCUCUAAAAAGGGCGGAAAUGUAGUGGUUAAUAAAGAAAAAUAGACGUAAUGGUGGGGCCACAGUCGACUCCUAGCAGAACUGUUUGGUGGGGCAACAGGCAGACUGAGAUUAAAGCCCCUCUAUCCUGGGAAAAGUGGCGCCAUUCAUUG